Molecule: messenger RNA, 1941 nt
Organism: Adineta ricciae
Lineage: Eukaryota; Metazoa; Rotifera; Eurotatoria; Adinetida; Adinetidae
Source: the annotation of a GenBank genome assembly
AUGGCAGAUCCACCAGCAUCCUCGAAAAAAGCCGCGCGGGUAUUUGAUCUGAAUGCGAUGGUAGCACAAGCACGAUCCGGUGCGCAAGAACGGUCACAUGUCGAUUGGUCAAAUGAAAUCGAAAAGGCGAAAGAAGAAAAUGAAUUACGUAUUGCAGAGAUGAAGCUCAAAGCGGACCAAGCAGCAAAACAAAUGCAAAAAUCAACGAUUAAUAGCACAGCAAGCAACGAUGAUGACGACGAUGACUUCGGUCCAUCGAUAUCUCUGGCUACAGCGUCAAAUGCAGACAAUGGAGACGAGACCAGCGGCGACGACGACGACGACGACGAGGAAGAUGAUGAUAAUCCGAAUCCUUCGGAGACCACUGGUGGAGACGCUGAUCGAUUGGAUGACGAUGAGCAACCAUUUUUUCCUGUCACCCAUGAAGUAGAACUGAAACAUGGGACAAAAACUGUCUCUUGUUUAACCAUCGAUUCCAAAGGCGAACGUUUAAUAUCCGGUGGUUUUGAUUAUGAACUUAAAAUGUGGGAUUUUCAUGAUAUGGAUAAAAGCAUUCAAUCAUCUCGCGCGAUAUCCCCAUGUGAAUCUCAUCAGCUGCGUUCAAUCGAGUUCAGUCCAGCUAGCGACAUGUUAGUUAUUGCUAGUGGCAGCUGUCAAGGAAAAGUUAUUUCUCGAGAUGGGAGAAAUGUAUACGAAUGCGUUCGAGGUGAUAUGUAUAUCAUUGAUAUGCAAAAAACCAAGGGUCAUGUCGCUACAUUGAAUCGUGCAUGUUGGAAUCCUAAAGAUUUUAAUGAAUUUAUGACUUGUUCGGACGAUGGUACUGUUCGUCUUUGGUCUUUAGUUCGUCGUACAGAGCACGUCACUUGCAUCAAAACCAAAUCUGAGCAAGGCAAAAAGACCGCGGCAACUACAUGUACAUACAACACUUACCAUACUCACGUAAGUCAGAACGAAUACUUAAUCACUGCUGGAUGUGACGAUGGCAGUAUACAAAUUUGGGAUCGUCGUCGGCCAUUUGUCAAUGUUACAUAUAUGAACCGACGUGCACAUGAAAAUGACACUUCCAUCACGUCAUUACGUUGGUCUCAUGAUGGACGAAAUUUGGCGUCGCGUGCAACUGAUCACACAAUUAAAUUAUGGGAUAUACGAAAUUUUAAACAGCCCCUAUCAGAAUACAAAGAUUUGCAUAAUCGAUUUUCAAUGACUGAUGUGACAUUCUCACCGGACGAUCGAUUUUUAAUCACAGGUACAUCAACACAAAAGAAAACCGAUGAUAAAGCUCGCGAUCCAACAAAUGUCGGAGCAAUUUACUUCUUCAAUCGUGAGAAUCUUGCUCAACCUGAAGGACAAAUUCAAGUGAGUGAAACAGCAAGUGUGAUUAAAACAUUAUGGCAUCCAAAAUUGAAUCAAAUCAUGUGUACAACCAGCAAUGGUCUGAUUAAAAUAUUUUAUGAUCCAAUUUGUUCCAAACAAGGUGCACUGUUAUUUGCACAUCGAGAAGAACGACAAAAGAAAGCCAAUGAUUAUUUUAUUAAUAUGAAUAUUAUUAAUCCACAUGCUUUGCCCAUGUAUCGACAAGAGCGAAUUCGGAAUUUGUCCGUUAUACGUAAAAAGAAUCGACAAGAUCCAGUUAAAUCUAAACGGCCAGAUCUACCAAUUAGCGGUGCCGGUUCAGGUGGUCGUAUUGGUGUUCACGGUGGCACGUUAUCAUCGUACAUCGUGAAAAAUAUUGCUUUGCAAAAACCGCCUGCCCAAAAGGAAGAUUCCCGUGCUAUUCUACUUAGUUAUCAAGAAAAAUGUGAGCAAGAUCCAUUUUGGGUGGCACCUGCAUAUAAAGCUAACCAACCCACGCCUAUCUUCGCCUCAUCGACUGAAGAUACACAUCAAAAGAAAGACGACGAUGAUGAUAUGGGACCACUAUGGAAAAAACAAAAAACUUAA